Molecule: messenger RNA, 2577 nt
Organism: Chlamydomonas reinhardtii
Lineage: Eukaryota; Viridiplantae; Chlorophyta; Chlorophyceae; Chlamydomonadales; Chlamydomonadaceae
Exons: 10
Coding region: 122-1819 (565 amino acids)
Biological process (GO): regulation of cytoskeleton organization
Cellular component (GO): axoneme
Molecular function (GO): microtubule binding
Source: RefSeq, a predicted model, not a curated record
GUCCUGGCAUUACCUGAAAUCUCGUAAACCACCUUCUCCCUUACUCUUUGUACUGUGAGACAAGCGAAGAAAGACGGUCCAGUUCUCUCGCGCUCCUCUCUAUCCCUUCGCUAAUUCUAAAAUGAGUUGUGGCCUUUCACGAGAAGUCUUGAAAUGGAUUCUAGGCUUGGACCUGUCAUACGCGGUCAAGAAUCCAAAACGGGACUUCGCCAAUGGUUUCCUAUACGCGGAGAUCUUAUCGCGGUACUACCCCCAGGACAUCGCCAUGCACAGCUUUGAAAACGUGGCCAGUAUGGAGCGCAAGAAGUCCAACUGGGCGCUGCUGGAGAAAGUCAUCAAGCGGAAACGCAUCCCUAUAGACCGCGGCCAGAUUGAGGCGGUGAUUGCGGCCGACGGCGACGCCGCGGUGGAGGUGCUGCAGGCCAUUUUUACCUUCAUUCACAGCCCCUCCUACGAGGCUUCCAAGGCAGGCGGUGGCGGCGGCGGCGGCGGCUCGGACCAGGCGGCGGCGCGGGACCGCGGGUACGACGCCUCCACCAGCGACCAGCCCGACUUCGUGCCGCUGCCGGGGGCGGCGGCUGGCGGCGGGUACGGCGGCAACGGGCAGUACGCGGCGCAGUACGACGCGCAGCAGCAGAUGUACGGGCAGGCGCCAAUGGCCAUGUACUUUGGCGGCGGCGGUGCAGCAGCGGGCGGUGGCUAUGCGGCCCAGGCCCAGCAACAACAACAGCAGCAGCAGGCAGGAGGGUACGGCGCGUAUGGCGGCUACGCAGCACAGGCGGCCCAGCAGCAGCAGCAACCACAACAGCAGCAGCAGCAGCAGCAGCAACAGUAUGGGUAUGGCUAUGCACAACAAGCGCACGUAGGCGGCGCCGGAGGCGGCGCCGGCGGGGGCGGGUAUGCGUCACAGAUAUCGCAGCAGCAAAGAGGGGGCGGGGCGCGAUCUGUGGAGCCUGGGCGGGGGCAAUACGCCGCGCCCGAGGCCGAGUCAUCGCAGCAGGCGACAGCGGGUGGCGGCUAUGCCGCUUCCUACGCCCAUGUGUAUGCGGAGCAGAUUCGGCAGCAGGCCCAGGCGGCGGGCUACAGCCUUGAGCAGCAGCAGCUGGUGUACCAGCAGGCGCUGUAUCAGUACCAGCAGCAGCAACACCAGCAGCAGGCGGCCAUGGCGGGCGGCGCGGGGGCAGGCGGCGCGAGCCAGUCGCCGGAGCGGGAGGGGCUGCCGUACAGCCGCAAGCCACGGCCCGUGGACUUCAAGCCCUACGACCUCAAGGACUUUGAGGACAAGCAGUACAACGUCAAGGCGGGCAAGGGCUACUGGCAGCUGGGCAAGCUGGGACCGGACUUGGAGACCGAGGAGCUGCAGGCAAAGCGCGAGGCGAAGGAGAAGAUCAAGCGCAUGGCGGAGCAGGUGCGGGAAGAGAACGCGCGCAAGGCAGCGGAGGAGGCAGCACGGAGAGCCAACAGCCGGGCCAAGCAACGGCCCGGCGGUGACGGCUACGCAGCGGCGGCAGCGGCCGCGAGCGGGAACGGCGGCGCACCCUCAUCUGCGCCUGCGGCGGCGGCACAGGCCCCCGCGGCGCCAGCUGCUUUUGGUGGCGGUGGCGGCGGCAAGGACAAGGAGCCUAGUGCGCGGGAGCGGGCGCUGCAGUUUGCGCGGAACAUUCCCAAGCCGGAGCCCAAGCCGCAGAAGAAGGCGGCCACUGCUAACGAGGAAUUACCGGCCCCUGUGCUGAGCGAGCUGGAGCAGCUGGAGCGGCAGCAUCAGGAGCGGCAGCAGCAGGUGGACAAGAUCCGGGCGGAGCUGGCGCGCAUCCUGUAGCUGCGUUGGCAGCUGCGGAUUUGCAGGGGUGCUACAGGGAUACGUUGGCAGGCAAGCCGUGGGCCGUGCGACGAUGGUUACACGGUUGAGGAAUGUCAUGCAGCAUGGGGCUAUUGAUUCAAGUGUUAGGACUGAUUAUCUGCACCACGGCGUGUGCAGCUUUGAUGCGAGCAGGCAGGAACGACCGACGCUGUGGGGCCACCAGCAAGUGGGCCACCAGGGUGCAAGCGGGCAUGCAGGCGGCAGUCGCCAGCCAGGCGGAAGGGGUUUGGGAGACCUCUGAAGCUGAAAUGGAUCAUGCUGGACUGGUCGUGGAUGCUGUGCCACGCCGCGCAGUUGGGGAGUCUUGUCACACUUUUGCUCCACACGAGCACCUUGUGCGACUUGCAGUUGUGGAGGGGCUAACCGUGGGGUCAACCCUUGCGCGCUGGCCACUUCACCUGCAAAUUUUUCGGAGCAAGACACGAACAUCCAUUAUAACUCGAAGCGCAUAUCAUGGCAGCGGUGCCACGAGUUCAAGACGCGCCCGCGCUGAAAGUGCCACCACUUUGUCGAUGUUUGACACAGUGCUUGUAAGCUGAGCCCAUGCCCAUGCAAUUGAGCAUGGCAUCGGAUGUUGUGUUUGCGGCCCAGGCUUGAAGAACCUGCUGGUGCUCGUCGUGUGUAAGCAGUCGCGGUAUGCAGCGUCUGUGCACAUGCGGUCUAUCCAUGCAGUCUAUCAAGUACCAACUGUGCCACGCGUGUAACAGAUUAUAGCU